Molecule: messenger RNA, 2804 nt
Organism: Hydra vulgaris (swiftwater hydra)
Lineage: Eukaryota; Metazoa; Cnidaria; Hydrozoa; Anthoathecata; Hydridae
Product: extracellular calcium-sensing receptor
Biological process (GO): G protein-coupled glutamate receptor signaling pathway; regulation of synaptic transmission, glutamatergic
Cellular component (GO): plasma membrane
Molecular function (GO): adenylate cyclase inhibiting G protein-coupled glutamate receptor activity
Source: RefSeq, a predicted model, not a curated record
AGAUAUUUCAAGUGCAUAAACACAACGUGGGCGUAUGAAUUCCAAAACAUAGCUGCUAAUUAUAAGUUUUAAAUAUUUCCUAGAAAUAUGAUAUAUGCUAAACCGUUGUUUACCAUACUAACCAUGUCAGCUAUUUUUGCACAGGACCUAAAAGUCAAAAACAAAUGUCAAGCAGAUAUUGUUAUAGCAGGUUUAUUUGCAAUGAAGACGCGUAGUUUUGAUUUUAAGCAAAAUAAAAAUCUUACUAAAGUCAUUAAAGAGUAUGAAGCAGUAAAAUUAUCAAAAGAAUGUAACGGCUAUCUUAGUGCUAAAGGCUUACAAGAAGCCUGGGCAAUGCUGUUUGCUGUUGAUCAAAUUAACAAUAACAUGCACAGAAACGUCAACUUAGGCGUUCAUAUUGAGGAUACAUGCGACUCUGUAGAGAUUGCGAUUCAAAGUAGCAUGAAAUUUGAUUUUGUUACAAGAAAAAAUAAAGAUAUCUUUGAAGAAUACGAAAGCACUGGAAAGAACACUGAUUUUGUAGUUCACAAGAAACUCAACGCAAGCGAGAAAGAAAAAUUUUCCACUAAUAUAGAAGCUAGAAUGGCUUUAAACUCAGCAGCAAAAACAGUAGCAGUUAUUGGUAUGCGAAAAAGCAUGGUUAGUAAAAGCAUUGCAACUCUAACAAACUUAUUUAAUAUUCCGGCCAUAAGCUACGGGUCUACAGACUCGAGUCUUAGCGAUAAGACUGUGUACCCUUCCUUUAUAAGAACCAUCCCGAGUGACAUCUUACUCGCAAAAAUGCUUAUUACGCUUGUUCGAAAGCUUAAAUGGAACAUUUUAUUCGCAGUAUACGAUAGUUCCACAGAUUAUGGAAAAUCCGCAUUUGAAACAUUUCAAAAACAAUUAGAAAUCGAAAACUUACACAAAAAAAAAUUUGAACGAAUUUGUUUAGCUGAUAUAAUCGAAUUCAAAUCAAUAGAAGAUACUAAAAACGUAAAAUUCAAGAAUACGUUAUUGUCACAACCUAUUGUUAAAGGGGUUCUUUUAUUCGUUCAUAGUGAAACUGCCAGCACCAUUAUAUCACGGGUUAUACACGAAAAUAUAGAGGAAUAUACUUGGAUUUUUACUGAAGGAAUAGAGCUUACCGAAAGAAACCGCCAGUUGUUGAAAACCAAACUCACUAAAACGAACGUAAUCUAUUGCGAACCGAUUAAUACAAAUUUUUUUAAAAGCAACUUGUUUCUCGAAUACAAAAAUUUUCUUGAAGUCCAUUUCUUCAACCCCCAAGCACAUCAAAUAAUACCCAUUACAAAACAAUGCAUAAAUGAAAACUGCAUGGAACCAGCAAAAAAAAAGAAACAAGAAAUAGAACAUUCAUUUUUCAUUCCAUACGUUAUUGAUGCCGUUAACUUGGUGGCUCAUGCUCUAGAAAAACGUUACUCGUGCGCACAAGAAUGCAGCGACAACCGCAGGUCUCUCGUUAACGAAAUACAAAACACAACAUUCGACAGCGCACUUGGUUACAAAUUCGAAUUUGAUAAAGACGGCCAUAUCCUGGGUCAGUACGAGAUUUUUAAAAUCGAACAAGAAGCUAAAGUAAAGCGUCAACGAAUAGGUGUUUGGAAUAGCAAAUUUGCAGAAAAAAUUUCUGCCGAAGGUCAAUGGAACUUCUCUAAUUCAUCAUGUAGCUCUAAAUGUUUGUUAGGAUGGGGCAAGAUACCGACAUCAACUCAAGACUGUUGCUCUAAUUGCAUCAAAUGUAAAGAAGACGAGUUCAUCAACUCAGAAGAAUACUGCAAACCAUGUCCUCCAUUUUAUAUCCCAACAACCAACUUUUCAACUUGUAUAAGAAUUCUAGAAAAGAUUCUGUCAUUAAAUGAAAAAAUAAGCAUAACGCUUAUUAUAAUUGCAACCGCCGGCCAAAUUUUGGUUAUUCUAAUUGUCGUAACAUAUAUUAAGUACCGCUACACGCAUAUGAUUCGAGCUUCAGGAAAAGAAAUGUCUUAUUUGAUUCUGCUCGGAAACUUCUUAUCGUUUACUUCGCCAUACUGUGUUAUUGAACAACCUAUGGAAAUUGCAUGUGUACUAAAUAUUAUAGUAUCGGGAUUAGCAUUAAGUUUGAUUGUUGGACCUUUAGCUGUAAAGACGCACCGGGUGUACAGUAUAUUUACAAAAGAUGUGUUGUACAAAGGGAUUUCUAAAUUUGUUACAACAAAGUGGCAGCGAAUAAUUGUUUUGUCAAUUGUUUUAGUACAGUGCAGUGGGUCACUUGCAACAGCAUUAAAGAAAGAUUCACCAUUGUACCUCGCUCAUUUUGAAAAAGAAACAGAACCGUACUUAUAUAUUGAAUGCAGUUAUAACACAAGUAUAUUAACUUUUAAUUGGGUCUUACAAUCUUUGCUUAUUGUAAUAUGCACUUACCAAGCAAUAUUAGCACGAAAUGUCCCUGCAAACUACAACGAAGCAAGAAGUAUAAUGUUAUGUAUGAUAACAAUGGCAAUUGAAUGGAUUGUUGUAUUGCCAAGCAUGCAUUUUGGAGGAAUAUAUUUGUUUAAAAAAAUCAUGCUUCCAGUUAUUAGCAUUAUGUCUGCCACAAGUACACUUUUGUUUAUAUUCAUACCACGUGUUUAUAUAGUUCUUUUUCGACCAUCAAAAAACAAAGAAAACCUACCACAUGGAAAACUAGGGAAAAUUACACCAAAGGAGUCACAGGAAUCAAAUACAAGCAUAAGAGAAAGUGAUGAACCAUGUUUUAAAAAGCUAAAAUUGAGUAUUGACGAUUAAAUGAAUACUGAUAAAUAAAAAAAUCAUUUUAAAUUUAA